Messenger RNA from Gryllus bimaculatus (two-spotted cricket), 714 nucleotides. NCBI's taxonomy places the organism in Eukaryota, Metazoa, Arthropoda, Insecta, Orthoptera, Gryllidae. The record is from the annotation of a GenBank genome assembly.
AUGGAUCAAAGCGGGAAAGGUAGCCUCGACUCAAAGGAAGGGGAACAAACUUGUACGCCGCUGGGGAUGACGCAGGAAGCCGAGGAGGCGAGGGACGCGGACGGGCGCUCUGCGCUGCACCGGGCGGCGGUGGCGGGGCGCGCGGGGGCGGCGGCGGCGCUGCUGGCGGCGGGGGCGGACGCGCGCGCGCGCGACGCGCUGGGCGCCACGCCGCUGCUGCUGGCCGCGUACUGGGGCCACGCCCACGUGGCCGAGUGCCUGCUGCGCGCCGGCGCCCGCCCCGACGAGGAGUUCGAGGCCGACCUCCGCCUCAUGCACCGCGAGGCGCGCAUCGGGGGCGACUUCCGCGGCCGCCCCGCCUUCGCGCUGUCCGCCCUGCACGUCGCGGCCGGCGCCGGCCACGUCGACACGCUGCAGGUGCGUUGGCCGUGCGUGGCAGGCGGCCGCGGCGGCGCAGCGCGAGGUGCUGGAGCUGCUGCUGGCGGCCGGGGCGGACGCGCGGCCGUCGAGGGGCGCGGCGGCGCUCGGCGCUGCACACGCGGCGCGCCCUGGGCACGCCCCCUCGCACGGCGCCUGCUGCGGGAGCGCGGCGUGCGCGCCAACGCCCUCGACGCCGCGGCCGCGCGCCAGUGCACCUCGCCGCCCGCCAACGGCACCGGCCUCGCGCUGCAGGUGCGCACGACAGCGCCCGCUCUUCGCAUGGGCGUUCUCAUC